This is a messenger RNA of Loa loa (African eye worm), 639 nucleotides long. RefSeq lists its product as hypothetical. Lineage: Eukaryota; Metazoa; Nematoda; Chromadorea; Rhabditida; Onchocercidae. The transcript is spliced from 4 exons. The record is from RefSeq and is a predicted model, not a curated record. The coding region runs from base 1 to 639 and encodes 212 amino acids.
AUGAAUGAAUCAAAGAGGAAAUUAGGAGAUGGAAGAGAAAAAAAAGGAACGGUACAAAAACCGGAAAAAAGAAAAAUUGAUAGUGAUAAUGAAAUCGGAAAUAAAAUAAUCCGAAUUGAUUUGCUGAAGAUUGUAUUCAAAAUUUUGGUGGAAAUUAACUUCGCCCAUACAACCCAAAUCAUUUCGUUGACCGGUUUUUUCGAGGGUAAAUUUCGUACAAAAAUUUCCAAUCAAGUAGAAUUUCGGCAAAUUAUUGCAUUCCGGAUUGAAUUUGAUACUCUUAUACGACAAUGGCGUACACAAAAUGGUGAAAUUUAUGCACCAGCUGGUCAACAUAAAACCGAAAUAAGAUUGGUAAUCGGAGAAGAAUGUCCGGAAAGUUAUUUAGGCAAAUAUGGUUCUAUCGAAUAUUUAACUGCUGUUAAGUUAUGUAUCCCCGGUCGUACCGGUCAUUCCAAAUUAGUGCAAAUACGUCCAGUAAGAGUGAUAGCAGUAAUGGAUAUUACUCGUUACCUGCCAUUUCACAUACCUGUUCAUAUCGAGCGAUAUUUUCAUAAAAAAUUUUUUGUCUCAAUAAAUCAUUGGCCAAAGUUUUUAUCAGAUUAUCAAAAUCAGCAUUUGUUCGAGGUUAAUUCGUAA